Pteropus alecto (black flying fox) is the source of this 1318-nucleotide messenger RNA. RefSeq names its product selenoprotein F (gene SELENOF). The transcript is spliced from 5 exons. Gene Ontology annotation, cellular component: endoplasmic reticulum lumen. Gene Ontology annotation, molecular function: oxidoreductase activity. The record is from RefSeq and is a predicted model, not a curated record. Lineage: Eukaryota; Metazoa; Chordata; Mammalia; Chiroptera; Pteropodidae.
UGUUUUAGCUCAGGCUCUGGAGUGGACUCCCUUAGCUGAGGGGUCCUCUGGGGAGCCAGAGACUUACGGAAACUGGUAGCGAUGGCGGCUGGGCCGGGCGGUUGGCUUGGGCCGGCGUUUGGCCUGCGGUUGCUGAUGGCGUCUAUACUUCACGUGGUGUCUGCAUUCGGGGCAGAGUUUUCAUCAGAAGCUUGCAGAGAGUUAGGCUUCUCCAGCAACUUGCUUUGCAGCUCCUGUGAUCUUCUUGGACAAUUUAACCUACUUCAGCUGGAUCCUGACUGUAGAGGAUGCUGUCAGGAAGAAGCACAGUUUGAAACCAAAAAGCUAUAUGCAGGAGCUAUUCUCGAAGUCUGUGGAUGAAAAUUGGGGAGGUUCCCUCAAGUCCAAGCUUUCGUCAGGAGUGAUAAACCCAAACUAUUCAGAGGACUACAAAUCAAGUAUGUUCGUGGUUCAGACCCUGUACUAAAGCUUUUGGAUGACAAUGGGAACAUUGCUGAAGAACUAAGCAUCCUCAAAUGGAACACAGACAGUGUAGAAGAAUUCCUAAAUGAAAAGUUGGAACGCAUGUAAAUUUGAUUACAUUGUGUCCUAUCCUUUUGUUACCUUAUCAAAUGAAAUAUUACAGCACCUAGAAAAUAAUUUAGUUUUGUUUCUGUCUUUUGAUCCGUCUUACUGUGAGGCAUUAAACAACUAAUUAAAAGUUGAAGUGGCAGCACAGCCCAUGAAAUCUAAAGAGUUGGCAAGCUUAACAAAACUCAUUUUUUAUCAAUUUCCAUCCUACAUUUGUUGAUACCACUAGCAAAAUGCUUUGCAAUAGACUUGUGGUUAAUUAUGCAAAUGAUAGUUUGUGAUAAUUGGUCCAGUUUUACGAACAACAGAUUUUUAAAUUAGGGAGGUUAAUAAGGGAGAUGAUUGCUACUAUGCCUCAUGUGCUCUGUGCUCUUUGAAAGUAAUGAUAGAAAACUACAAAGCAAAUAAGAUAUACUGAGCCUCAACAGAUUGCUUGAUCCUCAGAUUCGCUCAUAUUUUUGUAUUAACCCAGCUUUCCUUUUAAUAGAAACGCUAUAGUUUAUAAUGAAUGCACUGCAUAAAAACUUUAUGGCUUCACUAUUGUGAAACAAAUUCAGGAUCUACAGUAAGAUGAAACAUUCACAAAGAUUAGCAUUAAUGAAGACUACACAGAAAAACUUUUUGAGGAUUUGUGUGGAUCUGAUAUUUAGCAAAUUUUUGUGCUUGAAAUUCUUACAGAAAAGUAUUUUAAAAUGAUCACUUGUAAGACCAAAAUAUAAAUAAAAAGUUUCAAAAAAAUCUCUCUGCA